AUGGCCCCUCCAACCAUGCUUCAUCUGCCGGACGGCCAGAACUUUACCGUCACCCCGGUCUUCUCUGGCCUCUUCUUCAAGUCCCACGAGCGGAAUACACACCACAAUGCCUUUCCCAUCGGAUGGACCGUCGUGCUCAACACCGAAGAUGACCUCGCGCCUGGCGAGACGGCCGAUCCUGAUGACGAAGACGAGCAAAUCCGCAGGCGCCGCAUUCACGCCUGGAAGAAGCCUACCUUGCAGAAUGACAACCUCUUCAUCUCCUCCAUCUCGAACCCUUCGAGCAGCGACUUCAAGCCUGCCGCGAGUCCGACAAGGCAAAUCGCCAUGAUGCUUUGGGUCACCCUGUACUGGUACUUCCACCAGCCCGAGCCCCAGCCGUACCUCACGACCGAGGCGUCGAAGCACACACCCGAGGGCGCGAGGCCCAAGGGCGAAUGGCGCAUCAAUGUCAAGCGGGAUGGCGUCUUUCGCGGCCGCAACCUCAUCCCCAAGCUCGAGCGUAUGGGCCUCAUCGCCAACAUGAACUCGGCCGUCGGCACGAGCAUCGACGACAAUGGCGACGAGUGGACCCAGAUGUUUGUGUCCCGUCGCGCCUUUUGGCAGAUCCCUGGCCGUCUCUUCCUCUUCACCCUCCAGCGCAACCCGGGCUCCUCGUUCCCCGGCUCCCCCGCUGGCAGCCGGCCCGGAUCGCCCAACAUGGCCGACUCGCGGCCGCACUCGCAGAUCUUGACGCCCACACACUCGCCUUUGCCCUCCCUCACCAGGGCCAGUAUCUUUCCUUUCCGCGUCGCGUCCCUGGCGCCCAAACCUGUCCCGUACCUGGGCCCCGUCGGCUCCUCGCCACCCGAUCAUCCUCACCUGCUGACCCUUUCCGACACGGCUCUCAUGCAGCUGUGGCUGACGAAUCCUCGCGUCUCUGCGUUUUGGGGCUCAUACACGCCCAACUUUCUCAGCGAUGCCCUCUCGUCGCGUCACUCGUUCCCCGUCAUUGGAAUGUGGGACGGCGUGCCCUUUGGCUACUUCGAGAUCUACUGGGUCAAAGAGGACGUGUUGGGCCGGCAUCUUGGCGGCGGCGUCUGUGACUGGGAUCGUGGACUGCACGUGUUUGUGGGUGAGGAAUGGGCACGUGGAAGAGUCCCCGCGUGGUUGUCGAGUCUGAUACACUGGUGUGUCACGGAGGAUUACCGGACCAUGAGUGUGUGCUUUGAGCCGCGCAUCGACAAUCAGAGGUUCAUUCAGCUGCUCCAGCAGUCACACUUUGCAAAAGAGCGGGAAGUUGCCCUGCCGCACAAACAAUCUGUGUACAUGCGUCUCGGCAGAGAGGCGUGGGAGGGCCCUGCAUUGUGA
Verticillium alfalfae VaMs.102 is the source of this 1350-nucleotide messenger RNA. Its product is annotated as aerobactin siderophore biosynthesis protein iucB. The transcript is spliced from 3 exons. The record is from RefSeq and is a predicted model, not a curated record. Bases 1 to 1350 code for a protein of 449 amino acids. NCBI's taxonomy places the organism in Eukaryota, Fungi, Ascomycota, Sordariomycetes, Glomerellales, Plectosphaerellaceae.